CUUUUUGUCUGUGUCUGAGAAUGAUUUUUUUGUACAAUAAGUCACUUUGUGUUUUAACGUGCUUGUGUGUUACGUCACUUUGAACUGACCGUGCGUUGCUUGAACGUGUCUGAGAAACAGUGCAACGAUUUCGACUCCCUCCUAAGCAAUGUUUCGUCGCUGCUGCUGCUGAAACAGAGCACCCAACCCCCCACAUCAAUACACACAAACAAAAGGUUGAUCUGCAAUGGCCUCGUUUUGAAGCCAAGCAGCACUCGGGAGUUGAAAUGAACGAGAGAGCAAAGCAAAAGCCGGAAUACUGCCAUUUCGUACUGCCAACAGUCUAUCAGUUCCAAGUCCAAUGUCUACUCUAUGCAUUUUUUUCUUUGUUAGCACUUUUGUAUUGCAAUCCAUGCAUGCUCACUCUUUUCCAAUCCCUCAUUCAAUCCCUUCCUUCAAUGCUCGCAGCAGCCGCGUGUGUUUGCAGCAGAAUCGCAUCAACGCAAGGGCUAUUACGCCGCGCAGUCGUCGCGGGGACGGCCAGCCGAUCCAUCUCGGUGCUCGCUUCCGUCGCAUGGUCCACUGGGGACAACAACAAGCCGCCGUCGUCGCUGGACUGGCUGAAUGCGACGAAUGCAGAUGCUGCUGCCAAGACUGCUGCUGCCAAGGCGGCUGCUGAUGCUGGUGCUCAGCGCAAGCCAAACCCAUUGAACAUUGGUUUCUCUGUGGACGAGCUGCAGGCCGCCGCCGCCGCCAAGUCAGACAAGGGCAACUCGAACUCGGACCUCCAGGCCUUCUUUGCAGAUUUCACGCCGGAAAAGAAGCCCGAGAGCGAGGCAACCGAGCGCAAGGCACACCCGAUGCAUCAGGGCGUUUCCGUGGACGAGCUGCAGGCCGCCGCGCAGCGCAUGGGCGAGCGCUCCAAGGUCGACUCGGACGCAAACUUUGCCUCGUUCCUUGCAGAUUUCAACGCGGGCAAGCAGCUCCAGGAAGAGGCAGACGCGGCUCGAAAACUCGCGCCCAGCGACUUCAACCCUGCAGCCGUCCAAGCAGACAUUGCAGCGUCGACAAAGGAUGUCACCACGCCAACGGAGCAGGAAGCCCGAGCCCUGUUGAGCAAAAUCCCAGCAGCGCUGCGUGCCGACUUUGAGUGGUCGGCAGGCCUGGCGCCGCCGCGACCAGAGAUGCUCCAGCUUGGCGCGCAAAUCAUUGACCCCGAGCAAGCAGACGUCCUGCGCAUUCGAUUCACCAAGAACAAUGUAAAGUUUGUCUACUCGACGGCAACAGGGCAGAUGCGCUACUUUAAGACCGCCGGCUCGGCCGGCUUCAAGAACGCCAAGCGCAAGUCGACCUUUGCCGGCCAGCAGGCCUGCUAUCAAGUUGUGCAGCACAUCAUGACCAUGGAGAAGCGGCGCCAUCCGAUUCGCGUGUUUUUGAGUGGCAUGUCCGUUGCGCGCAGCUCCGUCAUGCGAGUUGUCACAAACAGCCCACUCAAUAUCAUUUCGUACACGGAUAUUUCACCUAUUCCUCACAAUGGUUGCCGCCCACGCAAGGCACGUCGCAUUUAAAGGAUGCGCAGUUGUUUGAUUGGCGUUUUGUGUGUGUGAUGGUUUUUGUGAUUUGUGUCGAAUGUACAAUUCCUUUUCA
Capsaspora owczarzaki ATCC 30864 is the source of this 1626-nucleotide messenger RNA. RefSeq lists its product as hypothetical. The record is from RefSeq and is a predicted model, not a curated record. NCBI's taxonomy places the organism in Eukaryota, Filasterea, Ministeriida, Capsasporidae. Gene Ontology annotation, molecular function: small ribosomal subunit rRNA binding; mRNA 5'-UTR binding; structural constituent of ribosome. Gene Ontology annotation, biological process: maturation of SSU-rRNA from tricistronic rRNA transcript (SSU-rRNA, 5.8S rRNA, LSU-rRNA); ribosomal small subunit assembly; translation. The coding region runs from base 267 to 1547 and encodes 426 amino acids. The transcript is spliced from 4 exons. Gene Ontology annotation, cellular component: ribosome; mitochondrial small ribosomal subunit.